AUGUCCCAGCUCGGAUAUGGUAACACCAAUGUACAGGUCCAGCACCUGGCUGGGGAACUGGCCGAACAUUUAGGGAAACGCCCUACCAACAAGCCACUUAGUAUAAAUUGGUUGUAUGGCUUUCUAAAGAGAUGGACAGACAGGCUCUCUUCCAUAAAACCACGCGCCCUGGAUAGUGGCCGUGCGAAAAACUCAACGCCGGUGAUCGUUGAAAGCUACUUCAAAAACCUCGGGGAAGUAAUGGAAAAACACAAUCUGACCGACAAACCUCAUCUCAUCUACAACAUAGAUGAAACCGGGAUUCAACCCGAACACAGGCCUCCUAAUGUCAUCGCUGCCACUGGCAGUAAGCCGCAGGCUGUUACCUCGCCCCGCUCAACAACCACAACAUCAUUCGCAUGCGCUAACGCAGCCGGUAAUCAUAUACUACCAUUUUUCGUCUUCAAAGGGAAACGAAGCAACCCUGAACUAAUGAACGGCUCGUCACCUGGUUCGAAAUUCACAAUGUCAGAAAGUGUCUGGUCAAAUGCCGAAAUAUUCCAGCAUUAUUUGAAGGACCAUUUCCUCCCGAAUGUAUGCAGAGGUUCAACGGACCAAGCGCCGAUACUUGUAAUUUAUGACGGCCACUCCUCGGAUGUUUCCAGGCAACUAACUGAAUGGGCCAAAGCAGAGAAUAUCAUCCUCUUUGUUUUGCCUGCCCACACAUCGCACAUCCUGCAGCCUCUGGACGUGUCGAUUUUCGGCCCAUUCAAAUCAUAUUACUACCGUGAAUGUGCCAAGUUUAUGCAGGAGCACAUUGGUGAAACUGUCACGAAAUAUAUGAUGGCGAAAAUUGCUUGCAAGGCAUAUCUAAAGGCCAUGGUUCCAGCCAACAUAGUCGCAGGCUUCCGAAAAACUGGCAUUUUCCCCUGCUGCCCAGAGGUUGUUCCUGCAGAUAAGCUUUAUCCAAGCGAAGCCUUCCGAGAGACAUCACCCCUGCUCAAAAUUAUGGCAAUUAAAUCCGGAAAAGAAGCAGUUGAAAACUACCUCUUGUUGAAGGCUGAAAAAAAGAUUACAUGCGUCUGCCAGGCCUCUAAGCAACCUAAAGCCAAAAGCACAAAACCCAAGCCAGGGGGGAAGGCUAUUACAGAAGAGGCAUAUGCUGAGGAGCUGCAAACAUACGAUAAGGAAAACGCAACUCCCAGUACAUCAACAACCUCAACGCAUGCAACAACAACUUCGGCGAAAAAAGGCAAAAAUGCAGAAAGCGCCUAUCGGAAUCUCAAUCCCAAAACAAGUCUACUGCCACAGCAAAAGACGCAUUGUGCAGUGAUUCUGAGAUGGAGUUCGAGCCGGAAGAAAAAGACCUGUGCUGUGUCUGCAGGAUGA
Messenger RNA from Dreissena polymorpha, 1368 nucleotides. RefSeq lists its product as uncharacterized. The transcript has a single exon. NCBI's taxonomy places the organism in Eukaryota, Metazoa, Mollusca, Bivalvia, Myida, Dreissenidae. Bases 1 to 1368 code for a protein of 455 amino acids. Gene Ontology annotation, molecular function: DNA binding. The record is from RefSeq and is a predicted model, not a curated record. Gene Ontology annotation, cellular component: nucleus.